Molecule: messenger RNA, 3220 nt
Organism: Coccinella septempunctata (seven-spotted ladybird)
Lineage: Eukaryota; Metazoa; Arthropoda; Insecta; Coleoptera; Coccinellidae
Product: A disintegrin and metalloproteinase with thrombospondin motifs 16
Exons: 16
Coding region: 376-2790 (804 amino acids)
Biological process (GO): proteolysis
Molecular function (GO): metalloendopeptidase activity
Source: RefSeq, a predicted model, not a curated record
GCGCGCACUUCAUUCUUGUCAGGUAUUCUAUGACCCCGACAUGCAGUACUAACGUAGAAAUUAAUUGUAACUCAUUCAAAAAUUAUAUUUCUUAAGCAAAUUGACAGUUUAUCGGGCAGACAUUCAAGUGACCACGUAGAGACACAACGUCUCUCUGCCAACCUCUCUUCAUACGCUAUCGGAAGGCGCGACUCUAAAAUUUGAAUUUGCCGCGACUUUUAAGCCGUCUUAAUUUCGUACUUAAGGCCGAAAAUGACUUAAAUUCUCUUUUUAACGAACUCAAGAGUGCUCACAUUUUUAGCGUAUUAAGUGACAGUGACUGUGAUAACUCGAUACUGUGGGACUUUUUGGAUUAACAAGAGAUUUCGGAGCAAGAUGAAAUUUCACACUGUAGUCUUAUUCGCGUCUUGGCUCUUGGAUGUUUGCAUAGCAUAUGAUGUUCAUAAACAUAUGACAGUAGAAGAACUGAGGAAUAUUUUCCAUGUAGACCACCACGAUUUAGUUCCUGAAUACGAAGUAGUUCGUAUAGACCACGUGAACAAGAGGAGCAUAUUGAAAUCCAAAAAUUUCACGCAGAACGUCAUCAACGUAGACGAAAAAUUCAAGCCAAACUACACCACUCCUCAGACGAUAGAUGCAACCAGGCAAUUGAGGCUACAAGCCUUUGGAAGACCCUUCAAUUUGAGCCUCAUACCGACCAGUGGGCUAUUCAAAAAGGGCAAACUGAAGAUUUGGACUGUGGAACCCAACGCCACUUCUCAGCAUGGGGUUGAAUACAUCGAGCUACCCGAGACCAAUGAAGAAAUUGGAGAUCUGUAUCAGGACGAGGAGAAUCAGGCUGCUGUACUGUUGAGGAACGAAGAAGACAUCAUUGUUGUGGAGGGAAGCAUUGGACCAGACCUAGUCAUCAGACCAAUCCCGGCAAGGCUUCGCAAUAAAAUACUCAAAACUUACGCCAAUAACAAAUCCGAAGAAGUACCUUACAACCCAAGCGAUGAUGAGAUGUUCCUCGAUACAGACGGGGAACUCAGUGCUGAAGUAUCCAUAGAUACGGGAGUACCAAUCAAGAGGAAGAAGAUCCAUAAGCUACACCACAUAGUGUACAAGAAGAAGAAAGACCGGCAAGACGAAACCUUCAGCGAUUACGCCUUCAUGGAGCCUGACCAUCUAACCAAGAGGCACAAGAGGUCGGUCAGUAGGUCUAGUAGGAGUAAAAGGGAAGCCCCAUACACUAUAUACCCUGAAAUAUUGGUCAUCGUCGACUACGAUGGUUACAGACUGCACGGAGGGGAUAAUUUGCAGAUAAAAAGAUAUUUCGUUUCCUUCUGGAACGGCGUAGAUCUAAGGUAUAAGCUGUUGAAGGGACCCAAAAUCCGCAUAAGCAUCGCUGGAAUCAUUAUUAGUAGAGGAAGAGACGCAACCCCAUAUUUGGAAAGGAACAGGGUGGGAAGAGACGCUAUAGAUUCUGCAGCUGCUCUGACAGACAUGGGAAAAUAUUUGUUCAGAGAAAGAAGGCUGCCGGUUUAUGACAUCGCUGUAGCUAUAACGAAACUAGACAUGUGCAGAAGAUCUUAUCCGAAUGACGUUUGCAACCGCGGUACAGCAGGUUUCGCCUACGUUGGAGGUGCUUGUGUCGUCAACAAAAGACUAGAAAAGGUGAACUCAGUGGCCAUCAUCGAAGAUACUGGUGGUUUUAGUGGAAUAAUUGUGGCUGCUCACGAAGUCGGACACUUAUUGGGUGCUGUACACGAUGGAAGUCCACCUCCGUCUUAUCUAGGAGGACCAGGUGCUGAAAAAUGCCAAUGGACGGAUGGAUACAUCAUGUCAGAUUUGAGACACACAGAAAGGGGCUUCAGGUGGUCGUCCUGCAGUGUGGCCAGCUUUCAUCAUUUUCUAAAUGGUGAUACUGCAACAUGCCUUUACAAUUCGCCGCAUGAGGAUGAUAGUUUACCGAGGGUUCUGCCUGGUAAAUUGUUAACGUUGGACGCUCAGUGUAGGAGGGAUAGAGGAACGAGUGCUUGUUUUAAAGACGACAGGGUGUGUGCGCAACUGUUCUGUUUCGACGCUGGAAGUGGGUACUGCGUCGCUUAUAGGCCAGCUGCUGAAGGAUCACCAUGUGGAGAUGGCCAAUAUUGCCUCAAUGGAAGAUGUGUAGCAGAGCACGAAAAUAUAAUCCCUGACUAUUCACAAAACUCAGCUACCUACGUGAGAAGUAAUAGCAAUCUAGGAAGGCCGUUGUUCCAUGAAGAUGACGAAGAAAUUGAGGGUUACCAGAAACCUGAACAACCACAGUACUACAACUACAAUACUUCCCCGCAACCACCCAUAAACCCAUACUACCAAUUUAACAAUUUCGACGAUCCGAAUAAUUACAACCAAAAUUACUACUCCUCGUCCAUGGAUCCAUCCUUUGUCCCCACGAAGAAAAACGGGGAAUUCCCUUCCACCAUAAAAAGGUUCAAUUUGUUCACGCUCUCCACCACUAAGUCCCCCUACGACUUCAAAAAUUUCGGAAAAUUUCCAACCCAACAGUCUUUCGCUGACAAAUUCAAUCUCAGAAAUUUCCUAUUUCCUAAGAGUACCACCACCAACCCCUACCUCGGGAACUUUUAUCAGUUGAGGAAACUCACCACGAUAAAUCCCUAUAAUUUUUCCAACUUUGGUAGAACGACGAAAAGUCCGUAUGCCUUGAAUUUGGACGAAAUUAAUAACAAUUAUUUGAAGCGUAAUGCUGCCAGUUAUUUCCCUAGUGAUUCGAAUAUCAUGAACAAUUUUACUGCCUUCACGUAGAGGGGAUUAUAGAAUAGGCUAGAUUAUCGUGAACUGAACUGAAAUUUCGAGAAUCCGCAACUUGAAUAUCUUCUGUGAAGAAACCUUUAUAACUGUUGUGAAAAUUUUAUCAAAGACUACAGAAAUCACAACUUAUGAGACGAGAGACAAUAUUUAUAUUUAUGUAUCUAGUUUUUCACUACAAAUUUCGAAAGAAUGGAUCAAAAAUGGGAAUAAAGAAAAAGAUUGCGAAGUACCAGUAACGAAAUUAUUCGAAAUUGGACAAAUCCGAGCGAACAGUGCAUUCGCUGACAACUAUGGGAUUUCCUUAGGAAAAUAUUUUACUGCCAAACCUCUGCAAUGAAGUGGAACAAAAUAGUUUGUAAAUUGAUAAAAAGUAGUGUUAUGAUCUUUAUAAUGAAUUUAUUGUAAAUAGAAUUUCAAAUAAUGA